AUGAGAAACUAUCCAACUUCUGCUCGUAGACAUCUUCGCCGAGCUCUGCUUGGUCAUCACUAUGGAGGAUUGGAAUAUCUCCCUGGUCAAGAGUACGAUGCAGCAAUUAGGGAAACACUCAAUGCCGGACUUUCAAUUACCAGUCCAGAAAUCACAGGCAUAUAUGAGCAUCUAGCAGACUACUACAACAAAGUCGGUGAUCUAUCCCAGCAAAGAGCGGUUCUGUCCAUUCUUUUUAAAAUCGUAUGCAAGCCUCCAUCCGACCAGAUUGAAUCAGCAAACGAAAAAACAAGACGACUCUCGAUUGCAAUGAAAGCUGCUCAAUGGGCGUCCGAGGCAGCCGAGUCUGCUGCAGAUAUGAAGGCAGCCAGAAUAUACUUGGAAUGGAUUGUUGAAAAUUCACUGGAUUUAAACUCGACAAGCUCUGACGAGUCUGGAUUGCCAUUGGAUGUUCAGCAAAAGGUUGUAUCUGCAGGGAGUCUCAAAUUAGCUCCAUGGGCUACACCCAGACAGAUUGGAAUGACAUUGGAGCAACUUGGACAUAUUUACUCGAAUCAAAACUUGAUCGACUGGGCUGUUCCAGUAUAUCAGCGGGCACUGGAAAUGCUUGAUCAAGACAAAGAAUUAUCGCUUUUAGAACGCCAAUGCCGAUCAGCAAUCUUGCACAACAACCUUGCAGAAUGCAUAUCAAAAUGGGAUAGCAACAAAGAAGCGUUGACACAAGCUUUACAGCUUGCUACCAUUUCCAUGCAGAUUCUUGAAAAAGUGGGGCCAUUAGGUACAUGUGGAGAAUGCGAUCCAAUUACUUAUUUUAACAUGGGGGCGAUUCUCGAUAAGCUUGGACAAAGCCAUGAAGCUGUUUCGUAUUUCAAACAAGCCUUGGCAAGGUCUCAACAUAUUGGAUUUUCACAGGGUGUAGAAAAGGCUCAACGUGCAUUGAAUAAACCAACAUGA
Messenger RNA from Batrachochytrium dendrobatidis JAM81, 954 nucleotides. RefSeq lists its product as uncharacterized. The transcript has 3 exons. Gene Ontology annotation, molecular function: protein binding. Lineage: Eukaryota; Fungi; Chytridiomycota; Chytridiomycetes; Rhizophydiales. The coding region runs from base 1 to 954 and encodes 317 amino acids. The record is from RefSeq and is a predicted model, not a curated record.